UGAAAUGAUAUAUUUAGUAGACUUUAAGAAUAAACCAGAUAUUCUGGGAAUGUUUUGGUAGCGCAUUUUUACAUGUUUAAGGCAACUAUCUAUAAUUUAUGGCUACUGAAGAGGUGCAGUAGAGCCAUACAAUUUCACUGCCAGCUGUGCGGAAAGUUUAAAAUACCUGCAGAGGUACAAGAGUUUCAGACACUUAAAAUCAGAGUGUCAUUGUGCUGAUUUAAAUCAGAGCUAUCUCCGAAGUGUAACUGUAAAAACUUUGUGGAACUGCAGUUCAGUAAAUCUAAUUUUUAAGCUUGGCAAACUAGUUGGAGAAGAAUAAAAGAUGAGGUUUGUUGCAAACAAGCAUAACGAAGCAAUACCGAGCGUGAGAAAACAGCACUGACAGUUGAAGCCUUUAACUGUGCUUGGGAGAGGACAAAAGUCUUUCCUGUUCUCUGUGUUUUCUAACUCUCUGUUUAAUAAUCUACUUAAUCUGACUCUAUAGACUUGUCACUGAUUUUCCUUCUAAUAGGCUGAGAAAUCUCAAGUGGGGUCACCAUCCAUUUUCACAGGUUGUCCCAAAUCAAAGUCAUGUCCAAUUCUCCUAAAACAAAUUGAUUAUUACAUUAACCUGAGUAGCCCCUUCUGAGCAACCACAGGCUCUCCUUAAGAUUAACCUUUGAAACUUAUCUGCCCAUGAUGAAUUCUUGGUUGUGGGGGUAUGCAUCUUAAAUUCAGUAUCAUGUGCUCUUUGCCUCCAGUCCCUGAACUAGCUUACUGUGCAGUGGCAAAGCAUAAUGCUAAAAGGCUGAUGUUAUAAUCCCUUUGCUGCUGGAAGGGAGUGUUGGGAGAGUGCACACUUGUGACAGCUCCACAGUGCUAUUUUUAGUUGCUUAGUUUUCUUUCCAUUGUACAAAUUAUUAUUGUCUCUUUGUUCUUGUUUAGAAGGCUUGCUUACCCUAUCCCUUACCCCUGCCAAGAAACUGGAAUAGUUUAAGAUUUCUAAAACAUUAAUGUCUUGCUCAAAAUUUGGCAAAACGUAAUACAGGAUUAACUGUAAAUAGCCCUCGCUAAAGGGCUGAAUCAACUUUCUUCACAAAGAGAUUGCACUUCAGUGCUAAUUUUCCUUCCACAAGUUGACAUGAAUUAAACUGAAGGAUCUUGUUCUUGUUAACAUGUAAUAUUACUUUGCAUUAUCAUCUGGGAUAGGUCUUGGAUAAUGUGUAAAUUAAGGGAAAAGGAAGACUACCUUUCAGUAUCCUACUAGGAAACCAGCAGGGAUGCUUUCAAGCCUCAUUUACUGUGUUGGAUUAGGAAUGUGAGUCUUCCAUGAGGAUAAUAGCUUAAAUUCUUGGAUCCAUGGUUGUUCAUUCUUCCCUUUUUUUCUGUGUAUUUCACUUCCUUUAAGGCCAUUCUCAUUCUUCUGUGGGUUUUUACAUUUAAUUCACUAUGUUCAAUGAGCAGAACAUUUGGUCUAGUUUAAGUGUUUGGUGAGAAUGUAGCUACAUAGAAACCAGGCAUCUGCAUCUCUGCAAGGUGUCCUAUGCUGCAUUUAUUCGGAGUGGCUACAAUUCCAAUACUUGCCUUUCUUCCUUACUGUUUUUACAGAUGGCAUGGAAAAUCACUGAAACUGUAAGGCUAGAAAAUAUUAUUGCUUGCUUCUCCUUCCCACUCCCACCCUAGUUCUACUGUAACAGGUGACUGAAUUGCAAGCAGCAGAAUAUGGCUGGACAAAUCUCGGAAGCUGAUCAGAUCAAGCAGUUCAAGGAGUUUCUUGGAACAUACAAUAAAAUUACAGAAAACUGCUUCCUGGAUUGCAUAAAAGAUUUCACUAGCAGAGAAGUUAAACCAGAAGAGAUGACUUGCUCAGACCACUGCCUACAGAAGUACUUAAAAAUGACACAAAGGAUCUCCAUGAGAUUCCAGGAGUACCACAUCCAGCAGAAUGAAGCUCUGGCAGCUAAAGCAGGACUGCUUAGCGCACCUCGUUAGAUAAGAGUGCUCUGUUCAGACUUUACAAGCAGUGUCAGUGUUUGUUGGGCAAGAACACAUUUUGGAUUUUCUACUGUCAGGAUGUGUGUCCAGCAACUCACAGUUCUAGGUGCUGUUCAGACAGUAGAAACUAUGGAAGGUUAAACAAGAAAUUAGUCAUGGUGGACUGGCAAUGGAGUCUGUUUCUGAGGUUCUUUUCGCUCUACAAUGGAAUACUACUGAUAGAAACUGCUCCAGGGCCUGCAGACUGGUAUGUUUAACUUUCAAGGGUGGUGGGAGGGUUAUGCUUCCUUUCUGCUAGGACUGAUUCAGAUAAAUAAAUGGAAUAUGGGAAAUACACUUUUUUUUUAUUUAAUUAAAAUGAAUGGGAACUAUA
Messenger RNA from Pezoporus flaviventris, 2350 nucleotides. RefSeq names its product translocase of inner mitochondrial membrane 9 (gene TIMM9). The coding region runs from base 1705 to 1974 and encodes 89 amino acids. NCBI's taxonomy places the organism in Eukaryota, Metazoa, Chordata, Aves, Psittaciformes, Psittacidae. The record is from RefSeq and is a predicted model, not a curated record. The transcript is spliced from 4 exons.